CCUCCGCGUCGCGCGCGUUCGCACCUUCCUUGCGGCGGUCGCGUCUCCUCAGAAGUGGCGGCGUCCGGACGGCGGGGCUGAGGGGCGGGUUCGGCGGGCGGCGCUCGUGGCGCGAGGGCGGGCGGCGCGCGGUGGAUGGAGGCGCCUGCUUGGCCCGUCUGACUCGGAGCGGCCGGACGGCUUGUGCAGCGGAGGCGGAAUUCCGCGGGCCCCAGCAUGGUUGACUAUAUCGUGGAGUAUGACUAUGAUGCUGUUCAUGAUGAUGAAUUAACUAUUCGAGUUGGGGAAGUCAUCAGGAAUGUGAAAAAACUACAGGAAGAAGGAUGGCUGGAAGGAGAACUAAAUGGAAGAAGAGGAAUGUUCCCUGAUAAUUUUGUUAAGGAAAUUAAACGAGAGACAGACUCUAAGGAUGACAAUUUGCCCAUCAAACGGGAAAGGCAUGGAAAUGUAGCAAGUCUUGUACACCGAAUGAGCGCUUACGGCCUUCCAGCUGGAGGAAUUCAGCCUCAUCCACAAAGCAAAAACAUUAAGAAGAAAGCCAAGAAGCGUCAGUGUAAAGUGCUCUUUGAGUACAUUCCACAGAAUGAGGAUGAGCUGGAGCUGAAGGUGGGAGAUAUCAUUGAUAUUACUGAGGAGGUGGAAGAAGGCUGGUGGAGUGGAACUCUGAACCACAAGUCGGGGUUGUUUCCUUCGAACUUUGUGAAAGAGCUGGAGGGCACAGAUGAGGGUGAUACUCUGGAAGCCCAGGAUGAGCCAGACUCUGUUCUGAGUGUGCUGACCUCACCUUUACCCUCCCCGGGGAAUGGUGGUGAGACUGCACCAGGGACAGUCCCUCAGCCAAAGAAAAUUCGAGGAAUUGGGUUUGGAGACAUUUUCAAAGAUGGGUCUUUGAAACUUAGGACAAGAACAUCCAGCAGUGAAACAGAAGAGAAAAAAUCUGAAAAGUCUAUAGGACCCAAAACCCAGAAUGUGGAGAUAACAAAAACAGAAACCGAAGGUAAAAUUAAAGCUAAGGAAUAUUGUAGAACGCUAUUUGCCUAUGAAGGAUCUAAUGAAGAUGAACUUACUUUUAAAGAAGGGGAGAUAAUUCGUUUGAUAAGUAAGGACACUGGAGAAGCUGGCUGGUGGAAAGGUGAACUGAACGGCAAAGAGGGAGUAUUUCCAGACAACUUUGCCAUUCAGAUCGCUGACUUGGAUAAAGACUUCCCUAAACCAAAGAAACCACCACCUCCUACUAAAGGUCCAGCUCCAAAGCCUGACCUGAUAGCUGCAGAGAAGAAGUUUUUUCCUAUAAAGCCUGAAGAUAAAGAUGAAAAAUCACUGCUGGAACAGAAAUCUUCUAAACCAGCUGCCCCACAAGUCCCACCCAAGAAGCCUACUCCACCCACCAAAACCAACAGUUUGUUGAGAUCUCCUGGAACAGUUUUCCCAAAGCGACCUGAAAAACCAGUUCCUCCACCACCUGUUACCAAGAUUAAUGGAGAAAUUUCUACCAUCUCAUCAAAGUUUGAAACUGAGCCAGUAUCAAAACCAAAGCUAGAUUCUGAACAGUUGCCACUGAGACCAAAAUCAGUAGACCUUGAUUCAUUAAUAGCAAGAAGCCCUAAAGACACAGAUGUUGUAAAUUUUGAUGACAUAGCCUCCUCAGAGAACUUGCUGCAUCUCACUGCAAAUAGACCAAAGAUGCCUGGACGAAGGCUACCUGGCCGCUUCAAUGGUGGACAUUCUCCAACUCACAGCCCAGAAAAAACCUUGAAGGUACCUAAAGAAGAUGAUAGUGCCAAUCUAAAGCCAUCUGAAUUCAGAAAGGAUACGUCCUACUCUCUAAAGUCCUCUGUGAACCUUUCCACACUUUCAAGUGCUUCUAAAACCAGUGCAGCUGCUUCUUUCACUUCAUUAGAAAUUAAAACUAAAGUGGAAAUGGAUGAUGGAAAAAAAUUUUCUGUGGAUGAACUUCAAGCUCAGAUUACUGAGUUGGUGUGUAUUGUUGAAGCACUGAAAAAGGAUCAUGGGAAAGAACUAGAAAAGCUGAAGAAAGAUUUGGAAGAAGAGAAGGCACUGAGAAGCAAUCUAGAGGCAGAAAUAGAGAAGCUGAAGAAAGCUGUGUUUUUUUGAGGUGCCAUGGACCCAGUGUGUUAAUGUUCCAAGGAUUCAGAAGCAACACUAUGAACUCAGCUGACUUGGACUUUAAUACAUCAAAUGCUGGUGUUGUGAUAAAGAAAUUUCAGUGUAUGAACUUUACUAUCUAUUGAAAAGUUAGAGAGGGUAGAAUUUUUAUAUACAUAUAUAUAUAUAUUUUGUUUUGCCAAUAUGAAAUGAAAAGAGGCCUUAUUUCUUACUGUGCUGGGAUUGCAAACAUUUUUUUUUUUUUUGUUUGCUUGAAAAUACUACUGAAUCUGUAUAAAAAGGAAAGAAAAUUCAUAAUAGUUUUUUAUUGAAACUUGUAGUAUUAUUUUUAAAGAGAUCUAUACUAUAAAUAUGGUGAUAUCUUUCCAAAUAAUCUGUAAGAUAAACUAUUUGAGAGGGAUAAAUUCGCUUUAUAGUAACUAUAGUCACUACUUUCCCCAUAAUACAUAAGGGAUAUAAACUGUGUGUGUACAUAUAUACAUAUAUAUUAUAUAUAUAUUUUUACUUUAAGCUUCUCAUCCAGGAUGACACUGUUGUGCCCGUUUGUCUGCAGUGCUGUUUAUAUUUUGGGUGAUGGAAUCAGAGUUUCCUAGUUAGAAACCAGUUACUCACCCAAACCUAUAGUAAUAACUAAUGAAAUAAUAAAAAGAAUUUCAACUUUUAGAGUGUUUUCUAUUGCUUGCACUGUAGGAUUCAUAAAAGGAAUUUGAUUUAAAAUAUAUUGGAUUGUUAAACAUAUUUGGGAAAGUACAAGCUUUAUUUUAAAUUCGUUAGCUCUAAGAAAUCUAAAAAUACCCAUUUAAUCAUUUACUUGUGCCUAGAAACAGCAGCACGUAUGGAAUAUGCAAACACCAGCCUUAUUGCUGAACUUUUCUUCUGAUUUUGCAGUCUCACAUAGUACUCAUCUCACCAUCUGGUCAUGCUCUAGCUUGUUGUUGUUUUUCAUAAUGGCAAUGGUAGGAAAACAACCCCAAGCUCCUCAGAACCUCAGGAUGAGGUUUCAUGCUGGGUAGUGGUCACCAUGUGAAUACUCAGGUACUCAGGUUUCACUGCCUGGAAUUGAUCGGGUAGCCCAAAGUAACUCUUGGAGAGAUUUUGGACUGUUAUUGAAGUAAGAAAUUUAGAAAAAGGGUUAUAUAUCAUUACAGCUUAUUUAAACCAAAUGCAGUUGACUAUAUUAAAAAGAUAUCUUCAUAGGUAUAUUUGAUGAAUUUCUAAUUUCUUCAGAGUCACCUAUGAACAAUUAAACAUAAUAAAAUACAUCUGUAGGUGCUAUGUCUAAAACCUUUUAGUUACAAAUUCAAAAAUUUGAAAUUUCAUUAUUUACAAAACAAUUAGUACUGGUUCUUAUGCUUCCUUUUUUUUUGUUUUAAGCUACCACACCAAUAUUUGUCCUUUGUUUUAAUCUCAAAAUACAGAAAUUUUGUGUAAAUGGUGUUUUGUGUCCUGUUUCCAAAUAAAAGAGAAGGUAGAAAAUAAUAGAAAUGCCCAUAGCCAUUUACCUACUGUAUAAUUUAUAGCUUUUGGGCUUGGAGGGGAAAGCUAAUUGUGCAUUGAAUAUGUACAUUUUAACUAUAGUUUGGGGACUCUUGUAAUGAGAUAAGUACUCAAUAAAAUUGUUCCCUCCUGUUUUAUUUUUAAAUGAGCAAUCAAAUGAUUUCCAUCUUCUUAAAUAAAUUAGAUCUUCUUUUAAUGGCAAUCCUUAGGAAGAAAAAAAAGGACUGCAUCUUAUAAAUCAUCUUUCAUCUCGUAGUAGAGGAUUUGUAGAUUAGCCCUCCCCACCUGACUGGAAGGUUCCAGCAUAGUUUUGGCUUUUUUUGAUCAUUUUUCAUUAGUACACAUGAAACCAAGAUGCUAGUGAGUGCUGAAAUACAAGCUUUUGCUUGUGUGUACUUCAGUUGGAAUAGAUGAUUCAUUGAAGUUCUGUGUCUGUUUCGCAGUCUCACGUAGUUCUCAUUCUGCCUUUUAUAAAAAUAUAAAGCCAAUCAAGCAUGCUGAAAUUUGAAGGGGAAAAAAUCCUUUAAUAUAACAAUUUAGGAGUGUGUGUUCUUGAUCUGAGAACUUCUGUUACUGUUCUGAAAGUUCACACCACACAACAAUCAUUGCAGCCUUUACUGGGGGUAGAUCAUUAGUUUUGUCCCUUUGUGAGACAAUAAUAGAAUAAAGGAGACUAGCAUGGUAUUGAUUGCUAAAUUAUUGUAUAGUUCAGGUUUGCUGUUCUUUGAAACACCUAAUAUUCCUAAUUGUACUUAAAAGUUAUUUUUUUUUCCUGUUUUUGGUAUAUUUGUGACCACUAGUGUUCUGUUUUCUCACAAAGCUGUUACCUCUACAGAACUUUCCAGAACUUUGAAGUCUGAAGAUGCACAGAGAGAAUGGGCCUUGUGUAACAGAUUUCUCUUUUUAUGCCUUUUGUUGUGAUCGCAGGAAGGAAAAAUUCUACGUGCUUCGUACUCUCUUUUGAGAAACAUUUUGUGCUUGUAUUUAAACUUGAAAUGUAUGAGUAGGAUGAGACAAUCAGUAAACAUCAGAAAUGAGAAGUGUUAUAAUUUAGUGGCCUUGUUUUUCUGUGGCAAUAAAAUGACCAAGUGCAAUGACUCAAUAAAAUCAUCCUUUAAAAGUUGCUGCUAUGAAUAUUUUUAGCUAUAAAGUUUUAUCCCUGUUUUAGACCAACUUGCCUUCAGUAACUCUUAUGUAAUGCAGUGGAUGUUGUUGGUAACAUUCCAAAAGCUCUAUGUAUGGACUCUCAAGAUAGUAUACUCACUGACUUGUUUACAGGUGCUGUAAAGAAACAGAAACAAAAACCAAACAGCAUGUUCUCUCUGAAAAAGAAAAAUGAAUAAAAAAUUGUAUUGCCA
Messenger RNA from Cavia porcellus (domestic guinea pig), 4982 nucleotides. RefSeq names its product CD2 associated protein (gene Cd2ap). Gene Ontology annotation, biological process: cell migration; actin filament organization. The record is from RefSeq and is a predicted model, not a curated record. Lineage: Eukaryota; Metazoa; Chordata; Mammalia; Rodentia; Caviidae. Gene Ontology annotation, molecular function: protein binding. The coding region runs from base 217 to 2115 and encodes 632 amino acids. The transcript is spliced from 18 exons.